AUGUCUGUCUCAGCCGACGAGGUCGAGACCAGCGGGGUCAUCAAUGGCGAAAUCAAUGGAGUCAAUGGCCAUUCUAACGGUAUCAAUGGAAACGCCAGCCACCCAGGUUACACUGGUAUCGACACCAGACCUACCCCCGCUCCUCAAGCCAGAAACCCUUACAUGCCUGUGGGAGACUUCCUAAGCAACAUCGGUCGAUUUAAGAUCAUUGAAAGCACGUUACGAGAAGGCGAACAAUUUGCAAACGCCUACUUUGACACCGCAAAGAAGAUUGAAAUCGCCAAGGCUCUUGAUGAGUUCGGCGCGGACUAUAUUGAACUCACCAGUCCCGCCGCCUCUGAACAAUCUCGCAAGGAUUGUGAAGCUAUUUGCAAGCUAGGCUUGAAGUCCAAGAUCCUCACCCACAUCAGAUGUCACAUGGAGGAUGCGAGAAUAGCCAUUGAAACCGGUGUCGACGGGGUGGAUGUUGUGAUUGGUACAUCUUCUUUCCUAAGGGAACAUUCCCACGGAAAGGACAUGACCUAUAUCAAGAACACCGCCAUCGAGGUUAUCCAAUAUGUCAAAUCCAAGGGGAUCGAGAUCCGAUUCUCCAGCGAAGACUCCUUCCGAUCAGAUUUGGUCGACCUUCUGUCCCUCUACCAAGCCGUUGAUAAAGUUGGUGUGAACCGAGUCGGUAUUGCCGAUACCGUUGGGUGUGCUUCUCCCAGACAAGUCUAUGACCUGGUCCGAACUCUCCGUGGUGUGGUUAGCUGCGAUAUUGAAAUUCAUCUCCACAACGAUACUGGAUGUGCGAUUGCAAAUGCCUACUGCGCUCUCGAGGCCGGUGCUACCCAUGUCGACACCUCCGUUCUCGGAAUUGGCGAGCGAAAUGGGAUUACAACCCUGGGGGGCCUUAUGGCUCGAAUGAUCACUGCCGACCGAGAUUAUGUGAAGAGCAAGUAUAAGCUUGAAAAGAUCAAGGACAUUGAAGAAUUGGUUGCUGAAGCCGUUGCCGUCAACAUCCCCUUCAACAACCCCAUCACCGGUUUCUGCGCUUUUACCCACAAAGCCGGGAUCCAUGCCAAGGCAAUUCUGGCAAACCCAAGCACAUACGAAAUCAUCGACCCUGCAGAUUUCGGUAUGGGCAGGUAUAUUCAUUUUGCUUCUCGGUUGACUGGCUGGAAUGCCAUCAAGUCACGAGCACAGCAACUCAAGAUUCAAAUGACCGAUGCGCAAUACAAAGAAGUCACGGCAGCUAUCAAGAGACUGGCCGAUAUCCGACCCAUUGCCAUUGAUGAUGCUGAUUCCAUCAUUCAUGCUUAUCAUCGUAACGUUAUGCUCGGAAAGACGAACCCCGGGAAUGAGGUUGAAUUGCCCAAUAUGACCGAGAAGGAGAAAAAGCUGCUUGCUGAAAGGCAACAAGAAGAAAGCUCCGUCCCCGAAAAGAGACGACUUGGAGAGACCGUUGAUGAGAAAAUCUCGACAGAGCAAGUCGUCAAGAAGCUUAGAACAAACGGUAUCGCAGCAUGA
This is a messenger RNA of Rhinocladiella mackenziei CBS 650.93, 1509 nucleotides long. RefSeq names its product homocitrate synthase, mitochondrial. Gene Ontology annotation, molecular function: homocitrate synthase activity. NCBI's taxonomy places the organism in Eukaryota, Fungi, Ascomycota, Eurotiomycetes, Chaetothyriales, Herpotrichiellaceae. Gene Ontology annotation, cellular component: mitochondrion. The transcript has 3 exons. Bases 1 to 1509 code for a protein of 502 amino acids. The record is from RefSeq and is a predicted model, not a curated record.